Messenger RNA from Anas platyrhynchos (mallard), 9445 nucleotides. It is a transcript of the gene WNT3A, whose product is annotated as Wnt family member 3A. Gene Ontology annotation, biological process: neuron differentiation; multicellular organism development; cell fate commitment. Gene Ontology annotation, molecular function: cytokine activity; frizzled binding. Gene Ontology annotation, cellular component: extracellular region. Lineage: Eukaryota; Metazoa; Chordata; Aves; Anseriformes; Anatidae. The record is from RefSeq and is a predicted model, not a curated record.
UUUUUUUUAAUAUUUGCCUUCAGUGUCUUGGCUGAGAGAAGAGUUUUUUACCUCUCUGAGAUUUUUUUUUUUCCUUGAGAGUAGUAGAGGAAGCAAGAGAGGAUUUACCUGGUCGGGCUGAGUUCACUUCAUUUGACUUUUUUUUUUUAAAUUAUUGUUAUUAUUAUUAUUAAAAUAAUCAUCCUGCCUCAGAAGAAAGGAAGGUUUUGGCAACUCUGGUUAAAAAAAAAAAAAAAGAAAGACAACUUUUCAUCAAUGGCCUCUUUUGGAUAUUUCCUGUUUCUUUGUGGGUUGAGUCAGGCUCUGUCAAGUUACCCAAUCUGGUGGUCUUUGGCAAUUGGUCACCAGUAUUCCUCCCUGGGGACUCAGCCCAUCCUCUGCGGGAGCAUCCCAGGAUUGGUCCCCAAGCAGCUACGCUUCUGUCGGAACUAUGUGGAGAUCAUGCCCAGCGUAGCAGAAGGGGUGAAGAUUGGGAUCCAGGAGUGCCAGCACCAAUUUCGAGGGAGGAGGUGGAACUGCACAACUGUCAACGACAGCCUAGCCAUCUUCGGGCCCGUGCUAGAUAAAGCUACCAGGGAAUCAGCCUUUGUCCAUGCCAUUGCCUCUGCUGGAGUGGCUUUUGCAGUGACCAGAUCCUGCGCUGAGGGCUCAGCCACCAUCUGCGGCUGUGACACUCGCCACAAAGGCUCCCCAGGGGAAGGCUGGAAAUGGGGAGGCUGCAGCGAGGAUGUGGAGUUUGGGAGCAUGGUGUCUCGGGAGUUUGCUGAUGCCCGGGAGAACAGACCAGAUGCUCGGUCAGCCAUGAACAGGCACAACAACGAAGCUGGAAGGACCUCUAUCAUUGAGCUCAUGCAUCUGAAGUGCAAAUGUCACGGCCUCUCAGGCAGCUGCGAAGUGAAGACCUGCUGGUGGUCUCAGCCAGACUUCAGGGUCAUCGGUGACUACCUCAAGGACAAGUACGAUAGUGCAUCUGAAAUGGUGGUGGAAAAACACCGGGAAUCCCGUGGCUGGGUCGAGACCCUCAGGCCCAAAUACAACUUCUUCAAGGCUCCAACUGAGAAGGACCUGGUUUACUACGAGAACUCUCCAAACUUUUGUGAGCCCAACCCUGAGACAGGUUCCUUCGGGACCCGUGACAGGAUCUGUAAUGUCACUUCCCACGGGAUUGACGGUUGCGACCUUUUGUGCUGCGGCCGCGGGCACAACACGAGGACUGAGAAACGGAAAGAGAAGUGCCACUGUAUCUUUCACUGGUGCUGCUAUGUCCGCUGCCAGGAGUGCAUACGAGUCUACGAUGUCCACACGUGCAAAUAAAGUGGGCAAAACCCUUUGCUGGGCUCCAAGUGGAGAAACGGAUUCGAGCCUACUUCCUCUGAGGUUGCAGACAUGAGAGAAGUCUACUUUUUGAUAUUAAAAGAAUAAAAAAUAAAAAAUAAAGGCUAAAACUGGUUGGAUAGAAUAGGUCUAAUGACUUCUGGGCUAUCCCGAGGUACAUCUGGCAGUCACACAAGUUAUGCCACAAUGAUGCAUCCUGUAGGAGACAGUGGCUUUUUAACUAGCUGACGACACAGAUCUGGAAAGAAGAGCAUCAGCAAAAGCAUGGAUUGUUCUGCUCUUGCCCACUUGAAGUGACUUGUGUGAUUAAGUGUCCUUUGAAAGACUUGCAUCUUCCUAUAUAUCUCCUUUUCCCUCAGCCAGGGAGAGGCUGUGUUGGCCAGCAGCACUAAACUUUCUGAGAUUUAUCUACAUACCCAAAUGGCCAGACUCUGUGCAUAAUAUGAGCAACAACAACAGCAGCAAAAGAAAUAAAAGCAGAUAAGUUAAUGAUUUUUUUUUUUAAAUGCACAUUUUCCUUUGCUUUUGCCCUGGAACCAGAGAAGUCUACAAAUAUAUUAUAGAGCUGUAGAGUGGACAGGCUCUUCGCAUGAACUUUUUAGCAUAGUAGCUUCUGCCAGAUUUGACACAGGAUGCAGUGACACCUAUAGAGUGGGAGGGAGGGAGAAAAGAAGGGAAAAGGAGAGAAAGAGAGAGGACUGCCGAUGGUUUCCUGCAAAUGCCCUAUUGGCACACAGGUGAUGUGCAUGGUACAAAAAAUUUCAGUGCCUGAUAAGUGAAGUGAAGAGGACUCGGUCUGUGCAUUGAGGAGACAGUCCCAUGAUGGACAUGGUGCUCCAGCUGUGGCUCAGCCAACGAGUCUUCCUCGGAAAAAACAAGAGGUGCAGGGUGAUUCUCCUCGGGCUGAAGUGCAGCUGGGGGUGGGAUAUCUGACUCCUGAGCACCCCAGCUCGUUCCAGUAGAGGAGGAGAGGGAAAGUGUUUAUCUCUCCCACUCCAUUACAGAACACCAUCACCAACAGUGGAAAGUGCACUUAGUCCAUCCACUCUCUGCACCCCAUACAGGCUUCCCCCGGGCACUUAGCAAAACCCUUAGACCACAAGUCUGUCAGGAACAUGACUCUGAAGGACUGUUUGUCACCCAGUAAUUUACGUGAGCCAACCCUCUCCCCCCGCAAGUUGGAGCAGUUUCAGACUCUAGACAAAUUUGGUUCCUCGCCUAAUUUCUACAGCCAUUCCCGUAUCUAAAAGUGGCCCAGGUUAAAAUGCAUGGAAUCCAGACUCUGAAUGAGCCCAGAGGUUGGACACGGAGCCAAAUCCCAACUGUGCAGUGCUGCCCCGUCUCCACUGUUCACUUCCAACUGCCCUUCUUUGCACGCUGCUCUACUUCGGGUAUCAGAUCAGGACUGCCAGUUUACAGAAACACCUCUCACUUCUUCUGCAGGCAUCAGGGCUUCCUUCAGCCACAUGGGUAUCAGGCCUGAAUCUCAGCCCAUCUCCUUGGUAUUUACAGCACUGUAAUUCUGCUCUUUGCUUGAGUUAUUCCUGGUCAAUACCAGCAUAAAUGAGUGGUGAAUCGAGCAUGGAAUUGUAGUCUAUUUAGCCUCUGAUUCAGUUGCCCUACUAAACUCUUUGACUCACUCAUACCCUUGAGUUCCUAUCUUGGGAAAAGGACUAAGGAUUGGCAUUUUUUUCUUUCCUUUCAUUCAGGGAGGGAGAUGGGUUGUGGUCUAACUCCCAGUGACCCAUAAGAGUCUUUUCAUGAAGAGUAAGGCAAUGUAAUCAUGGUUGUUAGCUAGUUCACACCUGGAUAUCUGUGCAGUGAAAUCAGAGGGCUCUUCUCUCCCAGCAUGUCAGCUUAUUCCCAGAACAGAAAGAGAGAGACUAUGCAGAAGAGACAGGGAGCAAAUAGAACUUAAUCCCAUCAGAGAGAAAGCAGGGGAAAUGAUGCCUCCAAGGGUUGACUCCAUGAGUCAUGGCGUCUCUCAGGACUACUCCUAGGCUGGUACAGUUUAUGCAUCACCCUAUGUCUCAGGGCUGUGCCCAAGGACAUGAGGAAGUUUUGUGUAUUGGUGGAGGCACUUCGGUUAACUCUCUGCAAAAAAGCUGUAAUGAAAUGAGGGGAGAGAUACGGGAGGGAGGGAAGGAGAGAAGGAAAGAUCAAGAGAGACAAAGAAAGAAAUAGGGAGGAAAACGAUUGAUCUGUAUGUGUAAACAUUGCUUGCAGUGGAUGGUCACAAAUCAGCUGAUGAAAAGCAAUAGGUCACUAAAAAUAGAGACAAAGAUGAACCAAUGAAUAGAAGUAUGGCUGAUUUUUAUAAUACUGUCUUGGGAAAAAGGAAAAUCUGAUCAUUGUAGCAAAUAGAGAAGGAGGCCACUGCAGGGGGAAAUUACCACAGUAACCAAUAUUCAAACACAAACUGUCAAGAAAGAAAACACUAAAGGAAAAAACAUACAAGGUAGAAGGCAUUAAUUGAAAAAAAAAUAGACAAAGGAAGUUAAGUCUGGUUUACUUAAUAUAACGUAGUGAUAGCAGUUGCAGUGAGAGAUGUUAGACGUGUCAUGCCAAGGACUUGUGUCAGAGAUUUCUGCCCCAAGAGUGAGGAUGCAGAUCACUGCAGAUCAUGUUCUGUCUCGGUCCAUUGACUUCAGCAGGACCACACCCGCUGAUUUUACCCUGAUAUCUUUAAACAGAGUGAUUUCAAACUCCUUGUUUUACAACAUGCCAGUGAAGAAAUGGGUUGAAGGAUUUGACUUCUUUGCAUGGGGGAGUUGAAUUUUAACCUCAACCCAUCCACAGCAGGCUAACAUUCACAAUUUCUGCAUUUUCACCAGAACCAAGCUCAAUAUCACUAGCAUGUGAAGCUCUUUGAGAAGCAUGGAAACAACAAAAAUAGCUAGGCAUCUCCUGAGCAAUUGCUUCUUAAGGUGAACAAAUAGAUUUUGACUGCAGCAGUAGAAUUUACUUCUACUCUACUUUUCUACUAGGAUCAAUGGCAAGACACAAAUAAGUGCAGAAGGUGAUUCAUCAUAGCCUAGGAUGGUAUCUAAGCUAGGUUUGGUAAAUUGCCUUCUGGAUGAACCUCUGUCUUUCCUCCAGCUUUAGCUGAUGAGCUCAUACUAGAUGAUGAACUUUCAGACUGGGUACAGUCUGAUGAUGUGAAGUCCACCAUGAGUCAAAGAGGUGAAGCUACAAUCUGAUUAUCAGCUGAAAUUGGCUGGAAACUGUACUCCAUUCAAAACUGGGGUUUUGAAGGAGCUCAGUGCUCGGAGACUUCCAGCCCAUUCGAGGGAUUUUUUAACAAAACCUAUGCAUAUUUUUUAGGUGUUAUUAUGUAAUUAGUCAUCAACUAAUAGUAAGGGGUUGUAUAGUGUAAGGGAUGGAGCAGCUGCUAGAGAAGUCUAUGAAAAAUGCCUGUGUGAAUUCAGCUAAUGACCCCAGGUGCAUCUGAGGGUCCUAGUUCCCGGGUCUGUCUCUGCCUAACUAUGUGGAGGGGAAAGGGAGAGCCUGCUAGGGAGUCUGGAAGCAAGGGACUGCUGAGUACACGUGCUAGGCCUGCAUCUGGCUCCACUGGCUUUGGAGAAUUCACUUGGGGCAUUGCUAGUUUAUGCACAUAAAUUCUGGGAAUGUGUUUGAAAAGCUAAGAUGCCACUCCACUGUCUACUCUUGGUGUCUCAUGUCAGGAUUCCCAUUGCAAUGAUCUCAAAGACCAAGUCAAUGAGGAGUGAGGUGCUGUCUCUCCCCGUCUAUCAUCGCGCCUACGAUGGGCCUCAUUUAGGGAAUGGUCUAAAUACAACCCAAAGCUGCCUUCUGCCUCAGAUUCUCCAAGGUCUUUCAGAACAGGUAGGGCCUUCCUCACAUAGAGGACUUUGGGCUACACUCAAUAAUACAAGCAUCUAGUGACAUUUGAGGUGCCCUAAAAUAUCCCAUUGGGAUGCAGCUGUUGCUUCAAUGCCAUAGGACUCCCACAGUCCUGUGUCAUUUGUACUAAAUCUGGGCAGAUACGUUAGAGACCAUUGGGUACCAAAAAGGACACGAGAUGCCUAUUGUAGACAGUUGAAUUGUUCAAUUGCCUGGCAGUGGGUUUCUGUAAAAAUUUCCCCUCCACAUUAGUUUGUGACAGUUUCCACAAAAGGAAAAGAUCAUUGAUUUCCAGCUCAAACUCCAUUUUCCAUGGUACCCUUUUCCUUUAUUCUUCACGUGUGGUGAGGUUUGUCCUCAAGCAGAUGGUUUUUAUCAGGGAUGUGCCUGGCAGUACCAGGGAAAAGGGAAAGGGUAUCAUCCAGCCAAGUAACACAGAUGUAAAAAAUGAAAAUAAAAAGGAACAUAAUUUAAUUCAUCUUACAUGCUGCUAUCCAACUUUUCCUUUAGCUGAACAGAUGGGUUUGAUUGGCCCAUCAGUUCCGCAUUCAACCUCAUUGAAGUCAACAGAGUUAUAUGCGAGGGGUGAAUUUGGCCUCACCUCUUUUCUUUCUGUGAAAGAAAUGGAAGGUUUAGGAGCUUUUUGUUGUCUUGGUUUUGGGGAUUUCUCUUUCUCAGAGAAAAGAAAAAUGCGGGGAGGGGAAUGCAUGACUUUUCUAUUACUGGACUCCUGAUGUAUUGCACUGACAGUCUUCUCCAAAAUAUUUUUGAAGUCUCCAGAAUUGUCUCCACUGCUUACAAGGGGCUUUAUUUGCACAACCAAAGCAGUCAGGAUUUAAUCUUGGGAGAGCACUGCAGGGACAGCCAUGUCACAAAAUGCAAUCUGGUGCAGAAAUCUCUGAGUUUGCACCAGUUAUAUCAGCCCCACAAACAGAAGUGCUGUAAUCUUAGCUGGGCACUGCAGGAUUUCUGUGUUAGCUAAUCCUCAUAAAGAAAUUUUGUCUGGAAUUCAAUCUGAAAUAUUUUGGGUGUUUUCAGUGCAUUCAGUUCUAUUGCUAUAGAAAUGUCCAUGGAUUGUAAUGCAUUUGUCAUGUGUGUUCAUAUGCUUGUACUUUCCCCACCCCUAAUUUCAAAUACAGAAGAAACACUUCCUCAUUCUAUGAGCUCUGGGUCACUUUUUAGCUUCAAGGGGAGGUUUCAGUGCAGAAAAUCUGUGUUUUGGUGUUCCAGGGGAUAUUCUGGGUUACAGUUUGAGCACACAGCAGGAGCUGGGAGUUUUGAAUCUAGUUCUGGGUCCUGUGCUAUGGAAAUUACCCCAGCCUUCCCUUGAUGCCUUAAUGAUAAGCUUCAGGAAGAUAUAUAAGGCCACAAAAAAAUGCAGCAAAUCAAAUUUCCCUGCAGACACCAGCCAUUGUGCCUGGUUAGAACUGACAAACAGUAUCAGCUUCCCAUCAGAAAAUGACUCCUGGUUCUGCCAGAGACCUGCAGAGAACUGAGGCUGCUGAGAAGGCGAUGCUCUGCUCUCAGUGGCACACUGAGGUGUUCGCUCAGGUCUGUCAGUCGUGUGUUCAGGCAGAUAUUUGGGAAAAGCUGUAGAGAGAGUCGUUAGAGGAUGGGAGAGAAAGUGGGCUGGGUGGGAGGAGGUCCCAUCUCUUCAUCGCUGUAUUUCUUCUGUUCUCCACUUUCCCUCCAAGAUGAAACUUGGCUGUUAUAGUAGGGACUUCUUAGUAUGUGAAAGUCUUUCUUCUAGAUUUCCCUUAUCUCACGGAACAGCAGCAGUGGGAUCCAUCUUGCUUUUUGCUCAAUCGUUUUUCUUCAUGUCUUAACUCCCAGUGCUCACGUUCCCUGCCCUCUCCUGUGUGCUCCAACAAAAGCUGCUGAUCUGCACUUCAUCACUGCUCAGCCAGGGGACAGGACCCUGCUGCCUCAGGUCUCUGUUAGCCACUGCUAGGUGUAGAUGUGUCCAUUGGGUUGGAAACAGAGACUCCUUUGCUUCCUUUGUGAGAAAUGGGUGUUUAGCCCUCAUUCCUGAUGUUGAUGGUGGCUGUGUGGGCUUGGGCAAGUCAUUCUGCUCCCACUUCCCUGCAGUUUCCAGAGGUGUCUUUGAUGCGUCUCCACCUUGGAGGGAGAGAUUUUCUCAAGAACGAACAUGAGGCCAUUAUAUCUAACUCCCAGGCACCAGGGGUUGGGAUUCAGGACACAAAGUGAGAUGCUUUAAUGUAGGCACCUACAAGUGAGGUCGAUGCUUGAACUUCCAUACAAGCAAUGAUGAUGGGAUGCAUUUGCCUAAACAUAGCGUCUAGGGUUGAAUUGAAUCAUUGAAGAUAGGCAUCUAGAGUCAUUUGGGAUGCCCCAGGGUACCCCGCUGGCUUCUAGCAGCUGCUCUGGAAGAGUGUGGCCUCCCUUUAAGUCCUGUGGCAUAUCUGCCAGCCACAUGCAGAUGUCUCAGAAACCCCAGGGCAUCCCAGAUGGCACUAGAUGCCUGUGCAUGAUCAGCUCAGUUGAUCUCCUAGUCAAUUGGCAGUGGAGGCUAGCAAGCAGUUCAUCUGGCCAAGUCUAAGUGUCCACUAUAGGGCAAGGUGAACCAUUCUUUAGGCCCCACUGAUUGUGCUGACAGUUUCCAUCAAAUACUGGUGUUUAGAUAUCUAACUCACACAGAGACACAUGCUUGCAGGCAUCUACAAUUGUGUGUCUUAAUCUCUGAGCUGGACCCCACUCCAGGUGCCUAACUCUUGUGUCUUUGGAGACACUAAGAUGGAAAUCUGUCUGUGGGCCCAGUUCUGCUCUCCCUUAGACUGACAUAAAUCAGGAGGCAUCAUUUCCAUAAUGCCAGACUUACAAGCAUAUCAAAGGGAGGGUGGAUGUAUUCUGGAGGAAUGAUUAUUUGAAACCAACUUACUGACUGGUAUGUGAUGGGUUUGACCCCAAGGGAGCAUCUCUGCUGUUCCUCUUGGUGAGCACAUAAUGAAUAUGGACAAGUCCCACCAAGUCAUCUACAGGCAAAAUCUUGCUGUUAUGUGAAUACCAUCCAAAUAGAGAAAGCUCCUGAGACACAACAGUCACAAGCAUCUUCUCCACCUAACUUUGUCUCUGCAGACCUUGCUCUUUUUAUACAUGUUCUGUGGACCAAGGGAGGUCUUGGACAGCUCUGCAUGAAAGUAGAGAGUGGAGAAGGUGUGAGGAGAUGCUUUUUUCAUUUUCUUUUAUUUUUCCAAGUUUCUUCUUAUUUAUUAGUAUUUAUUUAUUUCUCACUACUCAUUCCACUCUACCAAAAAGCCUGAAGGCACAUCUGCUACAUAGGCUAGUAAGCAGCUGAGUAUCACCCGUGUUUUUGAGGGAAGGCACUGUUUUGUCAGGGACCCUUCCUGACGCACUUGCCACCCACUGCUGCCACUUGCAAAGCACAAGAGGCCCAAGCCUUCCUGAGGCAGGCUCCCAAAACCUCCCAAAUCCUCCUGUUUGUGAUCAAAUCCUCCCCACUGAAGCCUCCAUUCCCACUGAUAAGCAUUCCUCCAGACUCAGUUGCCCCACUGCCUGCCUGUCCUCUACUGACUGCAGCUCAGUCUUACGCCUCUUCAUCUUGGUGGAGACCCACUCUAUCUCUGUCUCUUACAGCAUCAUUUCUGUCACUCCCAGGCCAAAACCUGCCCAAACAGGACCUCUCAUUGCUUUGGACUGUCUGACAAGCCCACUAGCAGUGUGGAAGGCAUAAAACACAACCCUGUAGUAGCACAGGGGAUUUCCCCGUGGUACGAAACAUGCUUGUCCAGAAGUCAAGGACAAGUAUCUUCUUGCGGGUGGGUUUUUCAGCUGUUGCUUUCCCUUCCCACAGACUGUCUGCCUGAUUACAUCUCCCUGUUCAGAGCUACAUCACUGUCUGUAACCCUUCCCCAACCUGCCCCUGCCCUUACCCCACCUGAGCACCCCUUUGUACAGAAUGCAUGUAUGAUACAACCUGAAAUUCCAAAGCUAUUGUACAAAGUAGGAUUGUCACCUUUUUUUUUCCUCAGUAUUUUGUUAAGUCUGAUGAUUUUUUUAUGAUUAUUUAUUUUAUGAAUAAAUGUAUAUAUUAGUAAGAGAAUAUAUUUGCGGAAAUAACUCAUCGGGACAGUGUUGUUGCUCUGCUGUUGUGCUUGUGACCUCAUUGGCUUUUACCCUAUUCUCUACUGACAGCACACUAGCAAUGUCUUGUAACUGUUUUUUGUUACCAGUUAAGUUUGAUAGAUGUGUUAACUUUAUAAUGAAAAUU